Didymella exigua CBS 183.55 is the source of this 666-nucleotide messenger RNA. RefSeq lists its product as uncharacterized. NCBI's taxonomy places the organism in Eukaryota, Fungi, Ascomycota, Dothideomycetes, Pleosporales, Didymellaceae. The record is from RefSeq and is a predicted model, not a curated record. Bases 156 to 635 code for a protein of 159 amino acids. The transcript has a single exon.
UUACAAUAUCCAACGAUGCACUCAUUCCCAACCAUUACGUCACCUGGCUACGUCAGCGUGGUGGGUUCUACAACGGAGAAUAAAGUCGAGCCUCUUGAAGGCCAAGCCGAAAGCUUGUGCCUCCUACACCCGCCUCGGUAGGAACCGCUGCCGGCAUGAAAAGCGGGUUUGCGAGGAAUUGCUCUCAUCCGGGCACAGUCCCGGACUCGCAUACGCACGUACUCAGUUCAAGCAAAUUCAGAGCAGAGUGCAUGCCACACGCGGGGUUUGCCCACAUUCUGAUCAUUGGAUGCGUGGUGACAGUGCCGCGGGAGCCGGGGGGAAAGGCGUUCAGCAAUUAUUUUUCUCCUGCUGUGAUCGCUGCUACUGGUACACGUUUCGACACGACACCUGUCAACGCCCCAUAUGCACGAGGAACCGAGAGCACCCCUGGACCGCACACGCGGAAACACCCGAGAGCAUGCAUUCGGAACAGGGAUGCAGAAAGUAGCCUGGUUGGGUACUGCGUGGCAGCACGAGCCCAGGGAAUAUUGUUAAAGCCUGGAUACAAAGCCCGGAUACAAAGCCUGGAUACAAAGCCUGGAUACAAGCUAGGUUUAGGUAUUGCGCCUUGCGUCAACGCAUACGCACUAUAAUAUUGGGUAUACUACCCGAAGAACAUUACUA